GGGGGCUGGGCAGGGGGAACAGGCCUUGGGGGACAGCAGAGGGGUCACCACGCACUCCCCGAGCCCUCCUGCCGUGCCCCCCGUGCAGCCAUGGCGGGGUCCCGUCUCGCUGCCCCCACGGCGGCCGAGGCCGAGCUGCUGCUGCUGCAGAGACAAGCGCUGGCCGAGGAGGAGGCGGCCAAAGCCAAGAGGGCGCUGCUCACUCGCUUCCUGCAGGAGAAGUUGUCCCGGGAGGAGCAGAGCAGCAGGUGGGGUCUGCACAGGGUGCUCACGCUCUGGCGCUCGGCCCAGCGCAAGGCCAAGGACCAGGAGCUGCGCCAGGACAUCGAGACCCUCAGCCAGACCUUCACUCGGGUCAUGGACUGCAAGGACAGCGCCAUUGAGGCGCUGGUGACGGAGCUGCAGGAAGCGGAGGAGCAGCAGAACCGAGCCCUGUGCAGCCACCUGGACCUCACAGACCAGCUCCUGCACCUCCAGCGCUGCCGCCUGGCCUGCCUGGAGCAGGGCUUCAGCGCCCAGGUGGGCGCCCUGAAGGCCGAGUUUGAGGCUGAGAGAAAGGCCAUGCUGCAGCAGCAGGACUGGGAAAGCCGGGUCCUGCAGGACAUGGCGCUGGCCAUGGAGCAGGACCACGACAGGAACGAGCAGGAGGCUUUGCUGAACUUCCAGAGCGCCCGGGACGACAUCAAAAACAAGUGCUGGCAGGAUCAGCACUACAGCAAGCUGCAGCUGGUGGCCAGGCUGGAGGGGCUGUGGGAGCAGAUCCAGACAGCACGGAGGAGCUACAGCCAGGCCACGGAGAAGAAGAAGGUGGAGUUUGAGGAGCUCAAGAGGAAGUGUGAGAGGACUUCCUGCGAGAUUAACGCCCAGGCGAAGAAGCUGGAGAAGCUCCAGGUUUUGGCAGGGCGCUGGGUGGUCCUGGGAGUGGGGUCACCCUCGUUUCCCUCACUCAUUUUUCCAUGGAAUCAUGGAAUUGUUGAGGUUGGGAAAGGCUCUGAGAGCCGUAAAGCCCAACGUGGCACGGGCAAGGAGGUGACAACAGGCCAGGCUAAGCAGGGGCCCCCCAAAAGUUUGUGGGGGAGUGCCUGAGCCAUGGAAUCAUGGAAUUAUUGAGGUUGGA
Passer montanus (Eurasian tree sparrow) is the source of this 1117-nucleotide messenger RNA. RefSeq names its product coiled-coil domain containing 65 (gene CCDC65). The coding region runs from base 91 to 1086 and encodes 331 amino acids. Lineage: Eukaryota; Metazoa; Chordata; Aves; Passeriformes; Passeridae. The record is from RefSeq and is a predicted model, not a curated record. Gene Ontology annotation, cellular component: axonemal dynein complex; axoneme. Gene Ontology annotation, biological process: regulation of cilium movement; cilium-dependent cell motility; axonemal dynein complex assembly. The transcript is spliced from 5 exons.